AUGGCUGAGUUAGAUUCGAUAAGAGCGAUACUCUAUUCAAAAAAUAUUGAUUCAAGUCAAGUCAAGCCAUAUACUGGUCUUCAUAUCAAUGCAAGUGGUGAUUUGAUUUUAUCGACACCAUCACUCGAAUCCUAUCGAGUCAAUAACGAUCCACUUUAUCGAUACGAAGGAAGUAUGUCUGCUCGUCUUCCAAAAGAAGUUGAUAAUCGUAUUUUAUCUUAUGAUUCACUUGAAAAUCGUCGUUAUCAAUCGCUUAGAAUGAAACAGCCACUACCGCAUAAUGUAACACGUAUUUUACAAGAACGAUUCGGCUCUGUUGUUUCACCUCGUGCUGAUCCAUCAAAAACUGUUCGUAUUCAAACAGCUCCAGGAUAUCGAGUACUUGUAGAAAAAAUUCCCAAUCAAGAUCAAACAAUGGUUUCACAACGCUUCAAUAAAUUGAGUCCAUUCGUAACAGAACAUGGAAAUAAUCCCAAUGCUAAUCCUGUUCUUCGACAAUCUGUGGCUUAA
Messenger RNA from Rotaria sp. Silwood1, 510 nucleotides. The record is from the annotation of a GenBank genome assembly. Lineage: Eukaryota; Metazoa; Rotifera; Eurotatoria; Philodinida; Philodinidae.